This is a messenger RNA of Protomyces lactucae-debilis, 390 nucleotides long. RefSeq lists its product as uncharacterized. The record is from RefSeq and is a predicted model, not a curated record. The coding region runs from base 29 to 295 and encodes 88 amino acids. NCBI's taxonomy places the organism in Eukaryota, Fungi, Ascomycota, Taphrinomycetes, Taphrinales, Protomycetaceae. The transcript has a single exon.
GGAGUGAUUGUGCUGUUCCCUCCGAUGUAUGGACACGAUUGCUUCCAGGGUAUCUUUGGUAAGCCUCUUGCUGGAUGCGUGCAGUUGGUGUGUGCGCCCGGUGAAGGGAGACACCGGGAUGGGGCUGCCAGGUGAGUUGAGUGCACCUGGGACAGAUGAUUUGUGGUGGUGUGGUGUCCUGUCGCUUCGAUGGGUCGUCGUCAGAUCAGACAGUGACAGAUCGAAGCCAGGAAGGGGACAGAUGCAGAAUAGAUAUAGACAGUAUUAUAGGCAGGGUAGAGGCAGAGGGGGAUGAGGGAGGAGGGCCUGAUAGCAGGCUGACAUACAUCACUAGAAGAGAGGCCACAUCAUGCUCGUCGCAGCAGUACUCUGGUACUCUGGCUAUGGAUG